This is a messenger RNA of Rotaria socialis, 1017 nucleotides long. The record is from the annotation of a GenBank genome assembly. NCBI's taxonomy places the organism in Eukaryota, Metazoa, Rotifera, Eurotatoria, Philodinida, Philodinidae.
AUGAAUAGUGUAGACUUACUGAAACCAUUUAAAUUGCCUUACAAAAAUCAAAUUUUGUUCUUGAAAGAAAGAGAAAAUCUAUUUUCUUCAAAACCAGCUUCCGAACAAACAAACUUACCAUCAUCACCAACUGAGACAUCUCGAUUAGUUAUUGGUGAAGCUCCUGAAGAUGUUACUGAUGAAAAUGAAUCUCUUGAUAUAGUAUUAGAAUCAUCAAGGAUCACAACAACACUUUCGAAUGAGUCUAUAAAAGAAAAAUCACUACCAAAUCCUUACAUAUUACCUAGUUUGCCGGCUCCAAUAUCCGUCAAGAAUGCAGUAUACAAUAAUGUCAAUGGAAUGUUGAAUUAUUUAUGGAUUGAUAAUGAUGAAAAAACAGCAAGUUCUUGGCGUGAAUCAUCAAUUUCGAAAUCUAAACGGGAAAGACAAAAUUACAAUCAUGAAAAAGUCGCCGAAAUGAAAUUACGAUAUUCAAGAGAAAAAUCCGGAAUAAAAAUCAAACAACAUCCAUCUACACAAAUAUCAGAAAGAAAUCACUCUCAGAAAAUUUUGAUGGAUGUUAACGUAUUACGUGGUAUUGAUUUGGAUCAUAUUGCUAAAGAUAACAUAGACUCGUUUGUCAAUAAAAUUUGCACUGAAAAUAAAUUUUUAGCAGAUACCUCAAGCACCCGUUGUAUUAAAACUUUAUGUGGCUUGCUAAAUGAUUCAUGGAAGCAUUAUAUUUAUUUCCAUCCAGAAAAACUUGCUUCACCUCAACCAUCAAUAUUAAUCGAUGAUGAAAAUAUAAAAGUCUACGUUGAUUGGUCGUAUGUAUGCUCAUGUACUUCCAUUGAUCAAAAUAUUGCUGUACUUGUUGGAUUAUAUUUUUUAUUGGGUCUUAAACUCCAUCCGCAUCGUACCACUAUAAGAUUUUUAUACGUGUAUUUAAUGGCUGAUAAAAAUCAACAGUCACAUGUCAUUCGCCGAUUCUGUAAAGAAUACAAUCAAACAAUCCAGUGGUGGACAAUGGCACGAUAA